AUGACAACACCAACCGACAAACCGUAUGUUCGUGCUGCAACACCAAAAGAGAUCGAGGAGAUCGUGCAAGUGGCGGCUCGGGCUUUCGUUCAUGACCCAAUCGUGAAUUACUUGGGAAACGCACCUAAGUUGGUGGAUCCUGAGGUCGACUUGAAGGAGUGGAAAGGACGUCAGAUCUUUCAUUAUUUCCUCAUCAAGGCAACAUUCCUCAUCGGGCGCGUCAUGGUCGCCGUCGAUCCUGCAGAGAAUGGCAAAAUCAUUGCAGGCGCUCUGUGGAUGCCGCCUCGGACGCGUCUGUCGAUAUGGAGAACCUCUACUCUGCUCAGAGCCAGGGUAAUACCGCUCUUGAAGCAAUGGAAACUAACUGGCCUCUUGAGAAUGGCUGCCGAAUAUCCAGAGGCUGCAGAGAAGAUGCUGAAGACGUGCUUCGAAGCAAAGGGUUCUAAGGAGUCCCCGCAUAAGGUUUGGUAUCUCCAAAUGAUAUUCACUGAUCCUGACCGCCAAGGGAGAGGGUUAAUGUCCAUGCUGAUGCGGGAAGCAUUUGACUACGCGCCCGAGUCCGUGUUUUGUCUGGAGGCAACCACAGAGAAAUCCAGAGAUAGAUACACCCACUUGGGCUUCGAGCACCCUACCCCCAUAAUAUUGGGUGUUGGGAAAGUGGAUAAAGAUGGGGUGCAAGCGCAAGGAGAGAAUGCAACUGGUUUCGUAUCUUAUGCCAUGGGAAGGUGGCCGUCGAAGUAA
Cyclocybe aegerita is the source of this 741-nucleotide messenger RNA. The record is from the annotation of a GenBank genome assembly. NCBI's taxonomy places the organism in Eukaryota, Fungi, Basidiomycota, Agaricomycetes, Agaricales, Hemipholiotaceae.